This is a messenger RNA of Physcomitrium patens, 2268 nucleotides long. Lineage: Eukaryota; Viridiplantae; Streptophyta; Bryopsida; Funariales; Funariaceae. The record is from RefSeq and is a predicted model, not a curated record.
UUGGCGUGGGUGCUUAGCCUGUGGUGUACGAGGCUUUUGAGGGAGGAACAGCGGUGUUAGUGAAUAUUUCGCAGUUGUAGUGGUGGUGGAUUUUGAUUGUCUGCUGGUUUGAGGUCUGGUUUAGGUGUGUUUGCUGUUCUGGUGGCUAGAUUAUGGAAAGUGUUUGGAGAUUAGGUUUCAUUUGUGUGGAUUGUGGCUGAAUCUGGUGGUUACGGAGCUAUUUUUUCUCUCCCCUCCCAUUAGAGCAUUUUUUUGUGCUUUGAAGCUCGUUGCGUAUGUGUUUGGAAGUUUGCCCGACAGAUGCGCGGAGGAAAUUGUCCUAUUAUUUGGUAUAGGGAACCAUCUUCUUCAGAUUUUCCGGAAAUUUUGCUAUUUGAAACAAGUGCUGGUUUUGAUUACGGGUAUAGAUGAGGAGUUGAGGAAUUUGGCGCUUAGGAAUUAUCCUCAGGUUUACAGUUUUUAUCUACAGUUCCACAAUUUUCCAGUGGAGUUGAACAGAAAGGGUCGUUGAACAAGCUGCACAUGAAUGCCGCUAGUUCGGAGAUGCUAGGUGUUAUGGUAGCAGGCUCCACAUUAUCUAGCAUUCCUCCAAUCCCUGUAUCAGAAGAAGGCUCAAAAAAAAUUCGGAAACCUUACACCAUCACUAAGUCCAGAGAAAGCUGGACUGAGCAGGAGCAUGAUAAGUUUCUCGAGGCCCUACAAUUAUUUGAUCGCGACUGGAAAAAGAUUGAAGCUUUCGUUGGUUCUAAGACAGUCAUACAGAUCCGAAGUCAUGCACAAAAAUAUUUUUUAAAAGUUCAAAAAAAUGGAACUGGAGAGCAUGUCCCUCCACCACGCCCUAAACGCAAGUCAGUUCAACCUUAUCCACAGAAGGCUCCAAAAACUGCACAAGUGCAGGUUUCGGAUGGGUUAAGAACUCAGGCUGUACAGACAGAGUCUAGUUAUGGCACAGGAUCUCAUAAGCCUCCAAUGACUUCGACUAGUCCGUCUAUAUCGGCCUGGGUUCAACAUUCGGUGUCUCCUAAUCCGAGUAUUUCAUAUGAUGCUCCUGGCAUUAAAUCAGAAGGUGAGGGCGUGAAUUUAUCUGCAGUCCGCGUUCCCAGCAACAGCAUCAGUGGAAGCUCUCCUGGGGGUUGGCCACAACAUGUACUCCCUGCAAGUCAAGUUGCACCUGAGUCUUGUAUACGAGCUGCUCCUGAUUUCGCAGAGGUCUACAAGUUUAUCGGCAGUGUGUUUGACCCAGGAGUUUCUGGUCACCUUCGGAAGCUCAAGGAAAUGUCUGCUAUUGAUCGUGAAACGGUUCUACUUUUGAUGCACAACUUAUCCAUUAACCUGGCCAGCCCUGAUUUUGAAGAGCAUAAACUAUGUUUUUCAAUUUAUGAUAAGAGUGGAAUAACAGGAAAGUCCACUGGGGCAGAGGAUUUGAUAAGUAUUCUAAGCGAUGUUCCUCAAUCUUGUUCGGAUGCUGGUGAGGACAGCCCUUCGGUAUCCGGCCAAGCUGGAACUCUUGCUCCAUCUACCCCCAUCCUGGUCAGCCCAAGGAGUGGGAAUUCAGCUCCUACUCAACAUAGAGCGUCUUUAUUGCAAGCGUAUGCAGACAGCACCGCAGAUGCAGGAACGGCUCGAAGACACUCACAUGACGGAGGUAGAGUUAUUUCAGCUUCUUUUACCAGCUGUGGAGUAUCUCCUGCUCCUGAGGUUCUUGAGCCUGUGUCAUUAGGGCUACCCUGUACAGCACUGCAACCCCAGAGCCCUGUUCUGACAACAAAACCAGAAAGUGUGUACUCCAUAACUAGUUUGCCCAGUUUGCCUGCAGGCCUAGCAGGAGAUGAGAGUGUAGAUACUUGGUGGACUUGAAAGAAGUCCUGGCUUUUUGAUCGAGAGUUGUAGGUUUCAGUUUUAGGGGUAACUGUGAAUAGGAUCUAGCUUGUGUCAUAUGUAGACCAUCUUCUUGACCAUGUGGAGGGUUUGAGUUUGUAGAGUAUUCAACAGGUUAAUCAGAUUUUGUCUGGUUAAUGUGGAGAGUGUGUAAUAGCUUGCGGUAUUUUUAAUCCCUUUCUCGUUGAAGGUCUUAAAGCUCUUCUUUUGGGUGUCUCGAGAGCUUUUGAAUCUGUAUGACUUGCAGUGGAGCUUCCGGGAAGAUAGAAGAAUCAGGUCUUGAGUAUUCAUCUUUUCAACUUAUAGGAUGUUGCCCCUGAUAGUUCAAGCAGGGGAGGGUCAAGUUGCAAGUUCUAUUAGAUAACAAAUUGAUUUGUUAGUUGUGGUCCA